This is a messenger RNA of Owenia fusiformis, 1369 nucleotides long. The record is from the annotation of a GenBank genome assembly. Lineage: Eukaryota; Metazoa; Annelida; Polychaeta; Sabellida; Oweniidae.
GUACAAGAUUGAAUUCCACUCAUGGUGUUCAGAGGGUGUUGACUAUUAAACAUUUACGUUAAAUUACAUAUAGAGUAUUAAGAAGUCAAAAAUCAGAUGCUUGGAGGAUAAUUCUAUUAAGGAAUUGAUCUUCAAUGUGGAGAGCAAUUUUUCUGCAUGGCACCACUUUGAUCACACUUUAUAUUGCUAUUUAUUUGAUAAGGAUUUACUAUGAGAGAUUACUAUGGGAAUCAAUAAGUAAUCGUAAAACAGUGAAAUUAACUGAACCAUCUCACGAGAGACUCCUUUCUACAGACCCCAUAGCCUAACACAAUCGAAGUUAUUAAAUAUGUAACAAUUUAUGCAAUCGUAAAUGCUAAAAGCAUGUAAUCUUCAUAGAACAAAGCCAUCAGGAAAUUAGUAUCUGUAUUACUGCGUUUAAUAAUUACAAUACAAAUGUAAGAAUUUGGAGCAUAUUUUGAAAAAGCCAUUAACUGUGGCAAUGAGAACUCAUUAAUUAGUCAGAAAUGAUGACAUCAUAAUGUGAAUAAUAUCUUGGAGAAAUAUAUUAAGUAACAUCGUGAAUUUGGAUUCAGUUAUUUGUGAUUGGAGAACAGAGUCUUAUAGUUUAAUAUCAACAUGACUGAUCAGUCAAAUCCAUCAAAAGUGCGGAACCUACUUUGGGACGACCAUGGUCUUAAGUUCUACUGGGAAACUCCUUAUGAGGCUAUGCAAAGGAAGGCCCUCAAAAAGGAGAACGAUGUCUUGGCAAAUAAUCGCUCUGAAGCUGCGCUUUUACAGCGUGAAAAAGAUCGGGUGGACACUGGUUGUAGACUUUACACCUCAAAGUUCACAAGGGAGAAAGAAACGUACCGUGAUUCGCUAAAGGAGUACAUUGCACAUAAAAAUGUUCUCGAGAGAGUAAUGGAAACAAAUAUGAACGAUCAAACAAGGAAUGAGAAUUUUGGUCAAUAUGGUCUGAAUAAAACUAGUAAAGAUUUGAGGAACUUAAUUGAAGAUGAACUUCACAGAAUGCACCCUGUUACAAAACGAAAACGUAAAGUUGAGUGGUUGGCUAAAACACAUGAACGCAUAGGAGUGUUUGACCGUACAAUGACAUUUGCAGAAAUUGUGGCAAGCAGGAAACCAAAGGAUCGAACUCCAGCACGACUGAUUUUACCGCCAGUCACGGCUGGGUACUCAAGUCGCAGAACAUGUUCUAAUACCAAUUCUGGUACCCAAUCAACCCAUGGUUCAUCAAGCACUGUGUUUGUAACUCAAUUAGAUGAUUUUGACACUAAUGAGCCCAUAAUUGGGGCAACUGACUCCACAGAUGAAAAGCUUACUCAGAACCUAAGUGCCAAAAGUGUGGAAAAUGGAGGAAAUAUUU